Hibiscus syriacus is the source of this 1283-nucleotide messenger RNA. Its product is annotated as outer envelope pore protein 37, chloroplastic-like. The record is from RefSeq and is a predicted model, not a curated record. Gene Ontology annotation, biological process: monoatomic cation transport. Gene Ontology annotation, molecular function: monoatomic ion channel activity. NCBI's taxonomy places the organism in Eukaryota, Viridiplantae, Streptophyta, Magnoliopsida, Malvales, Malvaceae. The coding region runs from base 167 to 1168 and encodes 333 amino acids. The transcript has 6 exons. Gene Ontology annotation, cellular component: chloroplast outer membrane.
CACACCACAACAGUACAAAAGAAAACAUCAGUCUCAUUCUUUCAAACAAAGCAAAGCCUUAGCUUGAAGAUCAACCCUUGGUGCCCUGAUGAUUUGAUAAGCCUAAGAUUUCAAGCCUUUCAAUACAUUCGAAUCACAAUCACCAAACCAAACCCGCAAAACAGCAAUGCUGGAACCAUCUUCUCAACCCCCAGAUCACCUAAUCUCACCCAUCACUCCGCCGCCGUCUCCGCCACCAGCUUCAACACCCACAAAACCCAAUCAGUUUCUGUCUUUGAUAUCCAACAGACCCUCCCUCCGAGUGACUUCAGAGUUCGACAGUGACAGCCGCGUGUUCUUUCACAAGGUGUCUUGUAAGCUGUUCGACGACCUUGCUAAGCUUAAACUCUCCUUCGUCAACAACGUUAAACGUGAGAUCUCGGAGCCUCUCUUGGCGUUAACUACAAAGCACUUGUCGAUUCAUUAUGACCCUGAAGAACAAAAUGCCCUCAUCAAGAGCUCCUUCGAUGUGAGUCCUAAGUUGCAUUUCAAAGCUGCCCACGAUGUCAAGGCAAAACGAGGUGAGGUCGCGAUGAUUUCAAACCUUGCUGAUCCUGGUUAUGCUGUUGAACUAUCAUCUCCUGUUCCAUAUGUUGGUUUGCCUAAAGCAACAAUUAGAUUCCCCAUGGGUGAAGUUACACUCGAGGAGAGAGAAGAAGAGGAAGAGGAAGUCCCAAGGAAAUUGUUGAUCAAUGGAAUUCUUAAAGGUCCAAUUUUGAAUGGGGUUGGUGCAGCCCACUACACAGACGAAGAACUGAAAUUGAGAUACUCGUAUAAGGACGGAGCACUGUCAUUUAUUCCUAGCAUUUCACUGCCUUCGAAUGCUGUAUCAUUUGCGUUCAAGCGACGUUUCAGUCCAUCUGAUAAGUUGAGCUAUUGGUACAAUUUUGAUUCGAACGGUUGGAGUGCCGUCUACAAGCACACGUACGACAAAGACUUCAAAUUCAAAGCUGGAUAUGAUUCAGAGGUCCGUCUUGGCUGGGCUUCACUAUGGGUCGGAGAAGAAAACGGAAAGGCAAAGACGUCCCCGAUGAAAAUGAAAGUCCAGUUCAUGCUCCAGGUACCACAAGAUGACAUUAAAUCAUCAGCGUUAAUGUUUCGUGUUAAAAAGAGGUGGGAUAUAUUGUAGUCUCACACCCUUUAUAAACGGUGUGGUUUUUAGAACCUUUGUGACAAUGAUGCUAAUUGCUAUAUAAUGACAAUAUUGCAUCACUUGGUUGAUGAAGUUACUCUUUAAUUUCUAA